UGUGUGUGUGUGUGAUAUAUCAGACGUCACUGCCUGCCGUUGGUCCAGUUCACUUCAGUUUAGAUGAGCCGUUGGUUCCAUAGGAGGAAAACUGGACUACACCCGGACCUAAAGGCAGUUUAUCCCGGGACAUCCCACCUCACUCUGUACCAGGACACUUCUUAUGUUUACUUCCCCGAAAUAAGGAGCAGCACACCGGGGCGGAGGGACGUGAACGUGACGUCCUGACGCCGGCUCCGCUCCGGCGCCUCACCUCCACGCUGUGUCCGGAGGUCCUCACCGGGGUAACUGAGCCAUCCAGCGAUCCGAUUGGAGCCUGAUCGUGGGGUAGAAAGUGUGUGAUGAUGGAGAAGAAGAGGACGGAGUGUCCUGCGCUGCCGCCUGGCUGGAGGAAAGAAGAAGUGAUCAGGAAGUCCGGGCUGAGCGCCGGGAAGAGCGACGUCUACUACUACAGACAAUGCAUGGCUCAGCGUAACAGACAGAACAGCGACCCCAGUCCUUCAGGGAAGAAGUUCAGAAGCAAGCCUCAGUUGUCUCGUUACCUUGGAAACACAGUGGAUCUUGGGUGUUUCGACUUCCGGACGGGGAAGAUGAUGCCUGGAAAACUGCAGAAGAACAAACAGAGACUCCGGAAUGACCCGCUCAGCCUGGCCAAGGGAGGUAAAGUGGACCUGAACACAGCGCUGCCAAUCAGACAGACAGCGCCCAUCUUUAAACAGCCUGUUACCAAGGUAACAAGUCACCCCAGCAACAAGGUGAAGACAGACCUGCAGAGAUCUAGUGAGCAGCCCCGACAGCUGUUCUGGGAGAGGAGGUUGAAAGGUCUGAGGUCAUCAGACAUCACAGAGGAAGUACUGCAGACCCUGGACCUGCCCAAAGGCCUGCAAAGUGUUGGACCAGACUCCAGUGAUGACACGCUGCUUUCAGCCAUCGCCAGCGCUCUGCACAUGAGCUCUGCUCCAAUCACGGGCCAGAUGUCUGUGGCUGCGGAGAAGAGCCCGGUCGUCUGGCUGAACACGAGCCAGCCGCUCUGCAGGGCCUUCAACGUCACCGACCAGCACAUCCGGGAGCAGGAGCUCAAAGUGCACCAGGCCAGGAGGAGUCUGGAGGAGGCGCUGAUGGCUGACGGCUUGGCUCGGGCCACCGAAAACACCCGGGAGCUGCUGGAGGGGAACAAGGCCUGAAGACAGACGGAAAUCAUGCUCUGAUGGUUAAUCCUGACAAACCAAAAGCAGAGCACACACAGACUCUGCUGCUUCAGUGGGAGUUUGCUCAACCCUCCAGUUCAGGAAACCAUUCUCAGGAUGACAUCACACCAGAUAUCUUUCAGCAUGUGAAAUUAGAGCCAUUUUGUAGAGCAACAGAAGCAACAAUGGGACACCAACCACAGCCAUAAUGGCACCAGCAAUAUUAGCCAUGACAAACGCCAGCUGCACAACUUCCAGUGCAACACCGCACAGCAGCAGCUAUACGUUGAUGUCUACCAGCUCAGAGCAUCCAAAGCCUUGAAUCCUCUCUGUGCAUACUAUACAACAACGCUUACCUUCUCUACUUUUUCAAUUCAGAUAUUACACUUCUUUCUUUUUAAAAUAAAGCUGAUUAAAAUGAUAUAUAAGAAAAGAACACAGAGACAAAUUCCAAACUGCUGGACGGCUUGUGCUAACUUACUAACUCUAACUGUGCUCUUCCAUGAUUUGGGGUGAUUGUGGUUAGUUUUAAGGAAGUCUUCAAGGGUUUUAAUUAAAUUAUGAUAAUGUACAUACAUAUGAAAUAGAACAAUUGCUUAUUUAAGACACAUUUUAUAUCUUGAAAGAACAGACAUUUACAUGUCUUGGACUAAAGUAAAUAAAUGAUUAUAUUCACAAUUA
Trematomus bernacchii (emerald rockcod) is the source of this 1868-nucleotide messenger RNA. RefSeq names its product methyl-CpG binding domain protein 2 (gene mbd2). Lineage: Eukaryota; Metazoa; Chordata; Actinopteri; Perciformes; Nototheniidae. The record is from RefSeq and is a predicted model, not a curated record. The transcript is spliced from 8 exons. Gene Ontology annotation, molecular function: DNA binding. The coding region runs from base 342 to 1184 and encodes 280 amino acids.